Brassica oleracea var. oleracea is the source of this 1516-nucleotide messenger RNA. RefSeq names its product F-box protein SKIP16. The transcript is spliced from 5 exons. Gene Ontology annotation, molecular function: protein binding. NCBI's taxonomy places the organism in Eukaryota, Viridiplantae, Streptophyta, Magnoliopsida, Brassicales, Brassicaceae. The coding region runs from base 22 to 1326 and encodes 434 amino acids. The record is from RefSeq and is a predicted model, not a curated record.
CAACUGAGCGAAACCGAAGGCAUGAGUCUAGAGGAUGCUGAAGAUUUGGUUCUCCACAUAAUAUUAUCCAAAGUCGGUCCAGAGAACACAGCGAGAGUUGCUUGUGUCAGCAAACGCCUUCAAGUUUCCGCCUCCGAGGAAUCUCUCUGGUCCAUCUUCUGUUCCCUUGACCUCAACAUCUCUACUCCUCUACAUCCUCAUGGAGAUUCUGCUCCUUCCUUCAAGAGGGCAUAUCAGUCAUGGAGGGAGUCUUUUGUAAUGUAUCCUUGGAGUCUCGUUAAACGCGUUAAACAUUGUUGGGACAGUCUCAAACUAUGGUUAAGCUUAAACUUCCCUGAAGCAGAGGCUACACUGAGAAAAGGUGUCACGGAGGAUGAUCUUGAAGAAUUGGAGACUGCACUCAACGUCCAACUUCCUCUCACCACAAGGCUUCUCUACCGUUUCGUCGAUGGCCAAGAACUUUCUUCCUCCUCAUCCAGUGGUGUUGUUGAUGGGGGGUCUCUAGGGCUUCUUGGUGGCUAUUCUUCUUAUUGGCAUAAAGUUAAUGUCUACUUGCUACCUCUUAAGGAAGUGGUAAGGGAGACAAUUGAUGUCAUGGCCGGCGAUCAUAAUACUAUAUCCAAGAACAUUGUCGUUGUGGCUGUAUCAGCAGCGCCUAGUUCGAAGAAGAUGUUUUUCCUUGAUUGCACAAACGGACAGCUUUAUACUGAAAACACAAGUUCUCACCAAAUGCUUCCUUGUGUUCCCGAGUCUUUGGUUUGUAUCAACGGCGAUCAGCAACAGGACGCCAUGCUGCUUUGGUUAGAAGAACAUGGCAGGAGGUUACAAACUGGUGCUAUCAAAGUCCGUGAACAGGAUAACAUUAAAAGUAUCAGUUUGUUCCCUGAGAUUCCUCCGUUGUGUUCUAUCUCUGUAUCUAAUGGUGUGCAGGUGCGUGCGUCUUCUGUAUUUAUGCCUGAAGUAUCUGAUCAUCUGGAUAAGCCACCGGUAUACUCGUAUGCAUGUUCCAUCCGGAUGUCUCUCAUGCCCAACUUUAACAGGAGACACCAUAGCUCUUGGCAAAUGUAUUCGAGACAUUGGGUUGUCCGAGCUUAUAAUGCGGUAAUAGGUGAUGUUGAUGGAGAACUUGUGCUAGUUCAGAAUCCGCUCUUACAAGCCAAGGAAGAAGAGUUUGUCUAUAGGUGUAUUUCCCAAUUUCCAACAAGUAAUUUAUCCGUUGAGGGAUCUUUCACCUUUGUGCCUGGAAGUUUGCAAGAUCCGAAAGGACCUCAAUUCGAAGUCAACGUCGCAGAGUUUCCUGUGAAGCUACCAGACUACAUCUUCUAAAAUCAUCUCCCUCAAGGAGGUUUGUUACUCUUUCAAGAUAAUGCGUUAUGUCAGCUUUUAUAGUUCAUACAUUGUGCAAUGCACUUUAUUAAGUUAAUUUAAGUGCUUUGAAUCGCCCAGUUUUACAAAUUCAUUAGACCAUAUAUUAUUCUCAAAUGUUUUACAUAAUAACAAGUGAGUGUGUGAUGAG